Molecule: messenger RNA, 1140 nt
Organism: Coccidioides immitis RS
Lineage: Eukaryota; Fungi; Ascomycota; Eurotiomycetes; Onygenales; Onygenaceae
Exons: 2
Coding region: 1-1140 (379 amino acids)
Source: RefSeq, a predicted model, not a curated record
AUGACGCUCUUUGAUACCAUUAAAUCCCUCACCAUCUUCUUCGCGCCCAUCCUUAUACCUCGUGCCAUAUCCCUAAUCCGCGCGGUGCGGCAAUCCGUCGCGCAGCGACGUCACAUCUCGCCGAAGCCGCUCACUCCCCAGAGCUCCCGUGCCCUGAAUAUCCUCUUCUUCUCCGCUGCUCUCUUCUUUACCCUUAGCCUACCUAUUCACCCACAUGCUCCAGCCUCAAGCAUUUUCUCCCUAACAUCCUCGCGGUUUUCCACUCCCACAGAGCUCCUCUUCACCCGAGUCUCGCGCAUCCGGCCCCUCACACACCUCGACACCUUACUCCGAGCGCAGUUCACCUCUCCCGCCGCCCGCAGGACCUACCUCCGCUUCGGCCCGGAAACGCUCCUCUCCUGCCCCUUCUGCGGCCCCGAAAAUCCAAAGUCAUACUUAAUUUACUACAUCUCCUCCAACGUCCUCCUCCCACACCUCUUUCACCUUCUCAUCCUCGGAAUUGUCACUUCCGCGCCCAUCGCCGGCCCCAUCGCCGCACGAUGGAGGACCAAAUUCUUCUGGACCGGAUUCUUCUUCCUCCUGGCCGAAUUAAGCUUCGUAGCCGCCUACAACCCGUACGAAAUGGGUGUGCUGAACACAUCGUUGAUUCCCGGUAGUUUGUACACCCGUCUCUACAUGGCGAGAACGCUAGGCCUUACAACCUUUGACGCGCUAUGUGCGGGAAUCAUAUAUCUCUCCGCGACUGAUCGAUUCUUCUUUGGGACUAAGACUUCGUGCGCGUCAGUGGAGGAACAGAUUGAUGAAUUUGCGGAGACGGUGGGUAGUAGUAUUGCGAGCGCGAUGGGCAAAUUGCAUGCUUUGGGGUUGGCGAAGAACGCCAUUAUGCGCGAUGCGGUGUUGAGAGAGCGAGAGCGUGCAGUGUGGACGGAGAUAAUUGGGAGAUCUGGGGGGAUGGUAGGGGAUGAUGGAAAGAGUGUCCUGGACGAUGAGAAGGUUGCACAGGCAGUUGCACAGGCUCUAGCAAAACGCGCGCAGAGUGAAAAGAGCGAGAUCAAUGAAGCUGACGUUAUGAAGAAAGGGAUGGAGGAAGCGGCGAAGUUCGUCGAUGGGGUUACAGCUGGGCUGGAACUCGAAGGCUAA